Nerophis ophidion (straightnose pipefish) is the source of this 1642-nucleotide messenger RNA. RefSeq names its product peroxisomal succinyl-coenzyme A thioesterase-like. The transcript has 11 exons. The coding region runs from base 287 to 1558 and encodes 423 amino acids. The record is from RefSeq and is a predicted model, not a curated record. Lineage: Eukaryota; Metazoa; Chordata; Actinopteri; Syngnathiformes; Syngnathidae. Gene Ontology annotation, biological process: fatty acid metabolic process; acyl-CoA metabolic process. Gene Ontology annotation, molecular function: fatty acyl-CoA hydrolase activity.
GCGUCAACGCGCCCUAAGAAGGAAACGGAAAUCUGUCGGUGCUGUUGUGACUGGUGAAAGUCCCAAAACAGGACUUGAAGAUUGCUGGAUGCAAGUUUGAGCCAAGUCAAGCCGAUCGACAUCUGCAAGUUCAUCCAACCUUCUUGCGGUGACGUUGUGCUAACUUCGCAGCCACGUGACCACAUCCUCUGCCUGCCGUGUGACCUUUAACCCUUGCGCAAUAAGGAUUGUUAACAUUGCGGACUUCAAAACAUCCACCAACACCUCACUGAGCCAGAAGGUCGGCAUGGACGCGGUCAAGCUGUCGGUCCGUCCGUCCAGAGGCCUGGUGGACGAGAAGUUUGUCAUCCUGGUCCAGAACGCGCCCCCCGGCGUCCAGCUCACCGUCCACGCCUUCCACCGCUGCGAGGACGGACACGGCUGGGAGGCGUUCGCUCACUACGUGUCCGACGCCGGCGGCUCCGUGGACGUCUCCAAGGAUGUCAGCCUGGGGGGCACGUACUCGGGACUGGAGCCCAUGGGUCUCCUGUGGAGCCUCAGACCGGUUCCAGGCAGCCAACCUGGACUCAGGAUGAGGAAGAUGAAGGUGGAGACCCCCAUGGAGGUGACUAUCUCUGUGCGGCGGGGUCACGGCACUCAGGGAUUCCUGGACCAGGUGGCGCUGGCCUCCCAGGCGGUGGAGCGCUGGUACAUGGCGCCCGGUAUCCGCCGGAUCCCCGUCACGACGGACGGACUGUCCGCAACCCUCUUCCUGCCCUCAGGACCCGGACCUUUCCCCGCCAUCCUGGACCUGUGGGGGGGCGGGGGCCAGCUGGUGGAGUACCGAGCGGCGCUGUUGGCCUCACACGGCUUCGCCUCGCUGGCCCUUGACUACCUGAACUCUAAGAUCACCAUGGAAACGGGCAAGAUGGCGGACAACGCCUACUUUGAGAAGACCUUCAGAGUCCUGCAACAACACCCACAGGUGCUCGCCGACCGCAUCGCCAUCGUGGGUCUCUCCUUCGGCUGCACCAUCACGCUCAGGAUGGCGGCAUACUCGCCCGUUGUCAAGCCCAGGUGUGUGGUGUGCAUCAGUGGAAGUCACGUGCAGCCAGUUGAUGGAACGCUGGAGGACAUCUUUGCUUUCUACGCCCAGCACAACAACAAGAUGGAGUUCAACGAGAAGAACGAGACCAUCAUGAGAAAUAUUCUGCUGCCCAUCCCAGCCGACCCGGCCCUCAAAGUGGACAUGGGUCGCGUGCAAUGUCCCGUGUUGCUGCUGGUGGGCCAGGACGAUCAGAACUGGUGCGCCUGCGAGUCCGCUCUGGACAUGAAGGAGAUGAUGGAGCGUGCGGGGAACAGCCACCUGCUGACCGUCCUGUCCUACCCCGGCGCCGGUCACUUGAUCGAGCCGCCGUACUCGCCGCACACCCGGUCCAGUUCCUUCCGGAGCGUCGGCAGCCGGCAGAAAAUCACCGCCCUGUGGGGAGGACAAUGCGCGGCUCACGCCUCGGCUCAGGAAGACUCGUGGAAGAAGAUGCUGGCCUUCCUGCGUGAGAAUCUGUACGCCGCUUACUAGCGCCCCCCUGUGGCCGCCCACUGAACAACAACCAGCUAAUGUGUUUUUUUUUUAAUGGCAAAAUAAAUGCAAGGUUUUUACGAC